Siniperca chuatsi (mandarin fish) is the source of this 1242-nucleotide messenger RNA. RefSeq names its product transmembrane protein 241 (gene slc35d4). The coding region runs from base 86 to 982 and encodes 298 amino acids. NCBI's taxonomy places the organism in Eukaryota, Metazoa, Chordata, Actinopteri, Centrarchiformes, Sinipercidae. The transcript has 15 exons. The record is from RefSeq and is a predicted model, not a curated record.
UCGCACAACGCCUUGACGUGUCAUCAGGGACAGUGAGGGAAGUUUCCGAUCUUGAAAUGUCUCUAGUUUGAAACAGGCAACAUGUAUGAAAUUGAGUAAUAUUUUUUUUGUUAGGAAUCAUGUCCCUGCUGCAGCGUGUCGGCAGGUCAACAUGCAGUGGAGAAGACAUAUCACUGGCCUCGUUUUUAGCGUCGUUUUCGUUCUAUCAUAUUUCACGAAUAAGUUUGUCCUGUCAGUGUUAAAAUUCACCUAUCCAACCUUAUUUCAAGGAUGGCAGACAUUUAUCGGGGCUGUCCUGCUUCUACUCUCUGGGAAGCUGGGAUUGGUGGAAAUGAGCCGCAUCACCAGAUCAGCAGCUCUUUCCUGGCUUCCAGGCUCCCUCCUGUUUGUUGGAAACAUAUAUGCUGGUUCCAGGGCCUUAUCAUGCAUAGACAUUCCUUUCUUCUUUACUCUUCAGAAUUCCUCUCACGUUGUUAGUUGCAUAAUCUCGAUGGUCUUCCAUAGAGAGAAGGCUCAAUGGCUGAAGUUGAUCAGCAUAUGCUUCAUGCUGCUCUCAGCCAUAAACCUGCCCCGCUAUGAUCCUCAGUUUAAGUACAGUUGUUACCUGUGGGCUGUCGGUCAUCUGAUAUGUGUUGGUGCAUACAGGGUGUUUCAAGUUCACAACAAACCCAGUAAUUUGAGUGACCUUGAACAACAGUGCAUUAACUACUUGUUCAGUGUACUGCUGCUGGCCAUUGCUGCUCACCCAACAGGUGACCUCACUGGUGCCCUGCAGUUCCCGUCCCUUCAGUCCCACACAUUUCACUGUGGUUGCUGUGCCAGUGCACUGCUGGGGUUUUUGUUGCUGUUGGCCACAGUCAAACUGCAAAGUGGAUUUUCCCUCAAGCACUUUGGGGUCUGGAUUUUUUUGUCCAAGAUUACUGCCAUGUCUCUCUCCCCAUUUAUUUUCUACAUGGCCAUUAAUACUCCAGCUCUUAUUUGAUGGGUAAUUAUCCAACCAUUGAUGAUUUCCACGACUUUUCUUGUUUGGAUGCAGUGUGGUCGUCAGUCACGUUGGAGAGGCCCUGCUGGUGUAUUCUGAGAGAGAAACUCAGUUGUGAUGAGAACAUUGUAGCUCUCCAGAUUAACCCGCAACUCGUGCUUCCUAAAGAGAUUCUUUUUCUAGAGAAAGUAUUAUAUUUUUGUAAUUUCUCAUCUGUGCGCUGAUUAUCUGCUGACCAAAUAAAAUUCUUUGUGUACAUA